AACCCGGACCAUAAAGUUUCCAAUUUCGGACGCUUUGCAAUUUUUGAAAAUAGACCAAUCUAAUAAUAGCGAAUUAUUUAUUACAACUUCGUACGAUUUUUGUGAAACAUCAAAAGAAGCUAAUCCAAUUGAGGAAUCUUUAGCAAACAUACCUUUAAGUGACAAAAUAUCAAUUAAGUUUGACAGAAAUAAUGCGAAACUUGAAAUAAAGAUACAUAAAGAGUCUGACAUGAGCCAAUUGGGAUAUUUAUCAAAAUUGCCCAAUUUAAGUCGCUUGGUUAUAAAUAAUAAACAUAAUUAUUUAAAAGAUUCCAAUCCACUUGCAGAAUUCCUCCAAUCAAUGGUCCAAAAAGGCUCAUUUGCUUGGAAAUCUAUCAUAAUAAAUUAUAUAUCAUUGGAUAGAUUGGAGGUCUCAGAACUUGCAAAAAUAGAAUCCAUUCGAGUUCUGGCGUGCCAUUUGUUUGAAUGGUAUUCGAUCAAGUUUUUCAGUCAAUUAAGAAACCUGCAACACCUUAUUAUUUAUGUACACGAAACCAUUAAUUCGCAUACAUCAGAGCAAGUCCUCAACCUGCUAAGUGAAAGUCAGGUGCAAGUUACAAUUGCUUCCAAAGAUUUUACCUUGAGAAGGAAUGGAAAAAAGGUGAAGAUUUAUACGGAACAAAAGUUUAGAAAGAGCACAAGGUAUCAAAUUAAUGAAAAACUAAAUUUACUUUUCCAAGCAUUCGCCACCAAUUUAAGUACGAUCGAAGAAUUAAUAUUUUGUGAAAUUGAUAAUAUAGAAUUUUCAGAUAUCUCAAAAGUGUCAGAAAUUCAAACCAUUAAGAAACUGUCGUGCAAGCUAUCAGAAUUAUCUGGAAUUGAGAAAUUGGCUGAACUAAAUAAUCUCCAGGUCUUGGAGUUAACCGGAAAUGGAAGCCUUACCGCUCUCUUCACAAAGCUGGCUGAAAGGAAUAUAAUUCAACGAUUUCAAUAUUCCGGAGAACUCGUUCCCGAAGAGGUUAUACAGGUUUCCCGAAUAAAGUCCCUAGAAACACUGAAGUGUGGCUUUUCGGACAAUGAUGAUUUUCAAUCCUUGUCCGAGCUAGCUAACUCGAGUAUUGAAGAAUUAAUUGUAAUAGUAAAAAAUCCAAACCAAUCACUACAAACAUUUUUUGCAGCAUUUUCCUCAAGUAGUGCCACUAGGUUGCAGCACCUGGACAUUUUUCGCGAUCCACGGAAUCCAUUGGAUCCUUCCAAAACAAUUAACAUUUCGGAAAUGACUGAAAUUAUUGAAAUAAACAGCCUGAAAAGUUUACGUGCGGGAUUCCACAAUUUAGAAUGUGCGCAAAUGUUAGACCGAUUACCCAAUCUUCAGCACUUGGUAAUCGAUCAGGUUAAUAAUAAUGAAGUUAACCCUUUGGAAAGUGUAUUUAGGGUUUUGGUACACAAAUCGCCGUCAACUCUUCAAAAAUUGGACUUACUCAAUAACUCAAUUGGAUUAAAUGAAUGUAAAUAUUUGGCCCAACAUGAAACAUUGGAGUCAUUAAAAUGCGUAUUGUACGAAAUUCCGGGUAUAGAAGUUUUGGCAAACAUAAAAAAUCUAAAGGAAUUGAUCAUCUAUGCAGCAGUGGACUCGCUCAGUGAACUUUACCGUGCAUUUGCUCUUAGAAGUGACUCAAAUUUACAAGAACUGCAGACACCAAUUACAUGUAAUGAUGAAAUCCACGAAAUUUCGCAAAUUAAGUCAUUAAAAAAAGUAAAUAUUACGGGCAACCAAUGGUGCAAUAACCUAUCAGACCUCGGAAAACUAACUGAUCUUGAAUCAUUACGUAUAGUUGACGAUGGUCAAAUCGAUGUAAAUACAGAUAGCCUGUUGCCGAUUUUUGAAUAUUGUCAAAAGCUCAAUUACGUCACGUGGGAAUUCUGCUGUGUGGAGGAGGAUGAGGUUUAUAUCCCUGUUAUCAAACUUUACUCAAUUUUGAAAGCUGUACGGAAUCCUUCUCUGCAAAAACCGUUAAAACUUACUAUAUUUGAAAAAUACAAUGUCCCGAAAUUCCAUGUAGAAGACAUUGAUGAAGCAUACUUGAACGUCUCCUAUAAAUACUCUUUGGUCAAGCAUAGUCAAGAUGUAUAUCUCGGGUUUGAUUACUAAACGCAUGGAAUACCGAAGCGAGGUAUACAAAUAUUUGGAUGUAAAUCUAUUAUUAUAACAAUUUCAUACCAAAUAUAUUUUCGGAAGACCUAAUCGCUCUUGAUUAUCAUACAUUAGGAUUCUGUAAUCAUAAUCGAUAAAAAAAACUUAAAACAUAAUAAAAUGUAAGUGUGGAAACCCCAACUCCUCUCAACCAGGAAACGAGACACCGACUCAGCGGAUCGCCUCUGGAAGCAGCGGCA
Drosophila rhopaloa is the source of this 2373-nucleotide messenger RNA. RefSeq lists its product as uncharacterized. Lineage: Eukaryota; Metazoa; Arthropoda; Insecta; Diptera; Drosophilidae. Bases 230 to 2131 code for a protein of 633 amino acids. The transcript is spliced from 3 exons. The record is from RefSeq and is a predicted model, not a curated record.